CCUCCCGUGAAUUCAGAAACCAAAAGCCCAAACAAGAAGUGAGACCACAAAACUCUUUAUUUCAGAAAGAAAACCCCAAACAGAGAGCUCCAACUCCAAGUUAGCUGUACUAGAAACGAACACACAGCCAAAAAAAAAAAAAAAAAACACUAUGGCAGUCGCAUCUAAUCUCACCAAUUUCACCUCUCUCGUUCUGAAUUCUCCGCGCACUUUCUCUCCCAUCAGCAAGCCCUCCGUUUGCUCUAUUCCUUUCAACAAUACUCGUGGCCUCAGGACCAACUCAAUCUCGAGUUUUGCCACCAAUGGCUCAAGAACGCACAGACCCUUUUCGGUUCAGGCCAUGGCUUCUUCGUUCGGGUCUCGGCUCGAAGAUAGCGUGAAGAAGACAGUGACUGAAAACCCAGUUGUUGUUUACUCCAAAACUUGGUGCUCGUACUCUUCUGAGGUGAAGUCGUUGUUCAAAAGGCUUGGUGUGCAGCCAUUUGUCAUUGAAUUGGACGAACUAGGUCCCCAAGGGCCACAAGUGCAGAAGGUUCUUGAGAGGCUUACUGGGCAACAUACUGUUCCAAAUGUUUUCAUUGGAGGCAAGCAUAUUGGCGGAUGUACAGAUACAGUGAAGUUGUACCGGCAAGGAGAGCUUGAACCUUUGCUGUCAGAAGCCAAAGCCAAAGCCAAAGCCAAAAGUACAGAAAGCUAGCCCUUGGAAAUGUUAUCUAAAAGAAUUUGACCCCAACGCCAACCUUGGACUUCUUUAGGAAGAAUGUCACUUUUAUUGCUCUACAAAUAUCAUACAUUAUAUGACUGAGGUUAGGUUUGGAUAAUGAGUUGAGAUGAGAUGGGUUGAGAUGAAAGUUGAAUAAAAUAUUAUUAGAAUAUUAUUUUUUAAUAUUAUUAUUGUUUUAGAAUUUGAAAAAGUUGAAUUGUUUAUUGUAUUUUACAUGAAAAUUUGUGAAAGUUAUAAUGUUGAGAUGAGAUAAGAUGAGAUGGGUAUUCACAUGAAGUCCUCAAGCUAAGGCAGUUGAUGGGAUUGGAAACGCAGAAGAUUGGAUGUGGUUGAAACAGUGAAUUUUUGUUUCUUUGGUUGCUGUGGAAUGAAUUUCUUAUUUGGUUUUCGAGUACACGUGUUCUCUUGGGAAUCAAAAUGAUUUUGCAAUUUUCUUCCUCAGAAAUUGAAUGAGGAAAUAACUGUCCAGUCAGAGGCAAAUAGGCAAUCUCUUUUUAUUUUCUGUUUACAGAACCUGUCUGGAAGUGAGAAACAAGUUACAAUGUGAUAUAAUUAUUCAACAUGUUAUGAAUUCCCUAUCCCUACCAUCUAUCACGGUAGACGCAUAUAAACUUAGUUAGGGUGUAAAAGACUGGUCUGAAAACCGUGCUUCCCUUGCUUAUGUUAAAAAGUAAGGGCGAGUCACCGUUAAACUUUGGCAUCUGAUCCCUUUUAGCUGGAAAAAUGGGGUCAACACUUGACACGGAUAUUCUUCCAUAACACUGACAUUGGUUUUGCAGGCCAUGAUAUUAUUCGUUGAAUGUAAAGCUGGAGACCAAAUUGCAAACCAAGAUGAUGAUGUAUUUAUGAUCAGGAAGGCUGUCUUGAAUUGCUGGGGACUUGUCUGCAAGUUUUUGAUCCAUGCCUGCAAGCGACUGAGCGAGGGAAGCUAUGAUCAGCUUCCACCACUUUGACAAAGGAAGGUCAUUGUUUAUUCAGGGUUGCCAACUAAUGAGAACUCAUGGGAAAGAUGCAAAAAGACUUUGCCGCCAUUAUUAUUGUAAGAAUAAUAUUGUGUUCGUUAUGAACAAUAUCGAACAAAAUCGAUCUGGAUAUACGCAGCAGCAACCAUAAAAUUAUAAGGAAGAA
Molecule: messenger RNA, 1852 nt
Organism: Juglans regia (Persian walnut)
Lineage: Eukaryota; Viridiplantae; Streptophyta; Magnoliopsida; Fagales; Juglandaceae
Product: monothiol glutaredoxin-S10-like
Exons: 5
Coding region: 152-697 (181 amino acids)
Biological process (GO): cellular response to oxidative stress
Cellular component (GO): cytoplasm
Molecular function (GO): glutathione disulfide oxidoreductase activity
Source: RefSeq, a predicted model, not a curated record